AUGAAGUUUAGCACUAUAGCGUGGCUGCUGCCCUCUUUGGUGGUGGGUGUGGCCCAGGCCGUGCCCCAUGCGCAAAGAGAUACGGUAUCCAAGGUGGUCAAGAGGGGCAUCGAGUACACUGUCUAUCAUCAUGCAGCUACUAGAGCCAACUUGGAGAUAGUGAAGAACUCGGGAAUCUGUGAGACCACACCUGGGGUCAAUCAAUACUCGGGCUAUCUCUCUGUUGGGGAGGAUAUGAACAUGUUCUUCUGGUUCUUUGAAGCUCGACACAACCCACAAACAGCACCUUUGACGGCUUGGUUUAAUGGUGGUCCCGGUUGUUCGUCCAUGAUUGGUUUGUUCCAGGAGCAUGGACCGUGUCGAUUUGUCAACAACGAAACGACACCGUCCUUAAACCCCUACAGCUGGAACACCUACUCAAACAUGAUCUACAUCGACCAGCCCAUCGGAGUUGGAUUUUCGUACGGUAACAAUGCUGUCAAUAGCACGGUCACAGCUGCUCCGUAUGUAUGGAAGCUGUUGCAAGCCUUCUUCGCUCAUUUCCCUGAGUACGAGAACCGCGAAUUCAAUCUAUUUACCGAGUCAUACGGGGGUCACUAUGGCCCUGAAUUCGCUCACUACAUCCAGCAACAGAAUAGCGGGAUCCAAGCGGGCGCUGUGACGGGGAAGACUAUUCAGAUCGGGUCUCUUGGCAUCAACAACGGCUGGUUUGAUUCCACGAUCCAAGAGAAAGCCUACAUCACCUACGCGUUGCAAAACCCCUACCGUCCUCUAAUCAAUGCCUCUGCUGGAGCCAAGUAUUACAAGGACUAUCAGCAGUACUGCGUUCCCGCCAUUGAGCAAUGCACUACCUUUGGAACAGACGCUGCGUGCCGCAUGGCCGGCAACGUCUGUGGCGACGUGAUCGAUAGUCCGAUCACGGAGUCCGGCAAUUGGGAUGUAUAUGACGUGCGCGAGCGCUCAAAUGACCCUUACCCGCCCUCGACUUACCAUAACUACCUGAACAAGGAGAGCGUGAAGCGCGCGAUUGGGGCCCGCCAGAACUAUUCCGAAUGUUCUAACGCGCCAUCCUAUAAAUUCUCUACGACAGGUGAUGACACCCGCUCUUUCCUCUCCACGCUUUCCGACGUGGUGCAGACCGGAAUCAACGUGCUACUCUGGGCCGGUGACGCGGACUGGAUCUGUAACUGGAUCGGCGGGUUCGACGUAGCCAACGCGGUCGAGUUCGCGGGACAGACGGUUUUCCAGAACAAGACUCUCCAGCCUUAUAGGGUGAACGGGACGGAGAAAGGUACCUUCAAGACGGUCGGAAACUUUACUUUCCUCCGAGUGUAUGAGGCUGGGCACGAGGUUCCCUACUACCAGCCGGAGACUGCUCUUCAGGUGUUCUCACAAGUUAUCCGGAAAGUGCCUAUCUUCUCAACCUAGGUGCUCUCUGAGGUGGGAUCAUUUGUGCGGCGAUCAUGGGUGAUGGGGAUGCUCUCGGAGCAGGAAGGAGUAUAGAAGCUAAGCUAAUGUACAGGGAGUGACGAUGAGAAGUACCUGCCUUGGAUGCACCGAAAAGGCUCUCGGUGGGGAAUAAUCAAGCGGCGGGCCAAGCACUCAGCCGUAACCGGCGGAUAUUGCGCAAUGUCCACAAUGUAUUUUGUGCAUUGGUCUUGGUAAUAUAACCCAGUGACUGUGAGCUUUCGCACGAUUGGCGAUUCUUCCAUGUUUUCGGGGAUUGCCCAGGUGCAUAAUCGGGGAUGAAGAUGCUGCAGCGAGGCACUGAGCGGCAGCCGCGGGAUUCUGCGCGUGGACUGCGGUCAGAUGAGCGUUCUAGCCCGGCAAAAGCACGGACUGCGGUUGGAGUCGGAUCUAGCUUUGUAUCGGA
Messenger RNA from Aspergillus homomorphus CBS 101889, 1873 nucleotides. It is a transcript of the gene cp6, whose product is annotated as putative carboxypeptidase S1. The record is from RefSeq and is a predicted model, not a curated record. Lineage: Eukaryota; Fungi; Ascomycota; Eurotiomycetes; Eurotiales; Aspergillaceae. Gene Ontology annotation, biological process: proteolysis. The coding region runs from base 1 to 1428 and encodes 475 amino acids. Gene Ontology annotation, cellular component: fungal-type vacuole. Gene Ontology annotation, molecular function: serine-type carboxypeptidase activity. The transcript is spliced from 5 exons.